Messenger RNA from Drosophila kikkawai, 2076 nucleotides. RefSeq lists its product as uncharacterized. Lineage: Eukaryota; Metazoa; Arthropoda; Insecta; Diptera; Drosophilidae. The record is from RefSeq and is a predicted model, not a curated record.
UUCACACACUGUCGAAAAAAUACACAAGCCUUUGAUUAUUUUGGCUGGAACCUAACCAAACUGAGAAGACAUUCAGAGGUCUCAAGGAAUGGGAGAGAGAUCUUUCCGGAAGCUGGGUCUAGGAGUGAUCCUGUCGGCCUUGGUUCUGUACAUGUACCUGUUCAUGGGAUCCGAACAAACGGCUGGAAAGAUUCGUAACGCAUUCUUUGUGAACACGCCUGGAUGUCGCAUCGUGGCCAUGGAUGUGAUAAACCCGACCAUUGCCAACGUCACUCUGUGGGAGUGGCCGCCACAGCGUAGGAUCCAUCAGACCUGCCUGAGCUCUACCUGGUUUCGCCCAGAGGUGAUGGACGGGAGUUGGCAUUUGAAGUUUGUUCCUAACAUGGACCGCAUUUUGGAUAACUACGGUUUCAAUCACGAAGGACAGAUUAACUGCUUUUGGUCGGAGUUUCAGAGCAAUGGGUAUUCGGAAAACAAAAUGACCUAUCUGGGCAAGUUUGAUUUGGAGUAUCCCUAUGCUGUUAGGGUUCCCAAAAACUCGCUUCAGCUGCGAGUAACGUGCAAUAGUUCUUUAACAAACGCCACUCUUUGCGAUGAAGCCCACUACUUCAUUAAUCCUCCGCCGCAGGAGCUGCUGACCAUACCUCCCGCGACCUUGAAGUACUGGGAUAAAAACAUGAACACCAAGGAUGGAUCUCCACCUAUUUCCGUUAUGAUCGUGGGCUUAGACUCCAUCUCGCAUCUUCAGUUUCUUCGGCAAAUGCCGAAAACACAGGCUUUUAUUCGCCAGAAAACGUCCCACGUGGAGUUCUGGGGCUACAACAAGGUCGGGAUAAAUGCCUAUCCUAACUUGAUACCCAUGCUUACGGGCUUAAGUGAGGCUGAGAGCAAAGAGUAUUGGAGCACGAAGAGGGAAUUGGAUGACUUACCAUUUAUCUGGAAGGACUAUAAGGCGGCCGGCUACAACACCAGCUUGGGUGAGGACUCGGCUCCCUACUCGAUGUUCUACGUCGGCAAGCCAGGCUUUGCUAGGAAGACCACUGACCAUAACUUUCAGGAUCUGAUGACCCAAGUCUACGUGCAACGGUCGAAAAGCAGGAUGGAUGACAUAACUUGCAUCUUGGAUAUCCUUAUGGAGAUGAACUACAAACUGUUGCCGCACAUGCAGCGUUAUCCUUUCUUCUCCUUCUACUGGUGGGGCAAUGGCGUUCAUGAUUACAUGGGAGCGUCCCGCUUUGUGGACGAGAGAUUCAAGCAGUUUUUCAGUCGCCUGAACGACGCCGGAAUCAUGAAUAACACCAUCAUAAUGUUCAUGUCCGAUCACGGCAUGAAAUGGGGUCCCUUUCGUCAGACUUUCCAAGGCAUGAUCGAGGACUCUCAGCCGUUUUUGUCGGUCCUUUAUCCUGCAUGGAUGCGAGAUAAAUACCUGAUGGCAAUUAAGAAUUUGGCUGGCAAUGCCCACAGUCUGGUGACCACCUAUGACCUUCAUGAGACCCUCAAACAUGUCAUGCAUCCCAGCUCCCUGGAAGAUGAAUCCAUUACACUGCGGUCGAGGGAAUUGUUAAGGCGCCACGCUUCGCAAAUUCCGAGGGGAGUCAGCCUUUUCCUACCCAUUCCUCCAGAGAGGACUUGCCACACCUCGCAUAUAUCCAGCCAAUUCUGUCUGUGCCACAAGCAGGUAGUCAUUUCAGCUGAUAAUCCGAUAGCCAAGCUGUCGGCCAAUAUUAUCGUGAAUUCGGUCAAUAAGUUGUUGGAGGAGUAUCCCGUCUGUAUUUCAUGGCAAUUGGAAUCGAUUGUUAGUGCCCAAUUCGCUGUUCCCGAACGUCAGAAUGAAGAAUUGUAUUCUGAAAAGGAUAUCGUAGUCCGACUGAAGGCGAAACCGGGAGUGGCCUAUUUCGAGGGAAUGACCAGGAUGCUCAAGGGCAGACUCUACCUCAUUGGCGAAGUGGUUCGGGUCGGUGGCGCAGAUUCUAAGAAAAAUCAGUGCAUCCAGAAUCCCUUCCUGGAACCAUUCUGCUAUUGUUCUCUUUAAACAUUUUUUAUAUGGACUUUUGCUAAUAAAAAUUCGGAAAUUUU